Messenger RNA from Aspergillus glaucus CBS 516.65, 798 nucleotides. Its product is annotated as Zn(II)2Cys6 transcription factor domain-containing protein. The transcript is spliced from 4 exons. Bases 1 to 798 code for a protein of 265 amino acids. Lineage: Eukaryota; Fungi; Ascomycota; Eurotiomycetes; Eurotiales; Aspergillaceae. Gene Ontology annotation, biological process: regulation of DNA-templated transcription. The record is from RefSeq and is a predicted model, not a curated record. Gene Ontology annotation, cellular component: nucleus. Gene Ontology annotation, molecular function: zinc ion binding; DNA-binding transcription factor activity, RNA polymerase II-specific.
AUGCCCCAGUCGAACGCGAAAAAGCCGUCUCGCAUCACGAUUGCCUGCAACUCCUGUCGUUCGCGAAAGCAAAAGUGCAGCGGAGGAAAAGAUAGGCCGGUUUGCACGCAAUGUCUCGAACAUAAUCGCCCCUGUGAUUGGCCGGAGCAGCUCAAACGAGGUCCCGCAAAGGGUUACAUUGAAGUACUGGAGAACCGUUUACACGAAACUGAGACUGUGCUGUUGAAAGUGCUGUCGCAGAUUUCAGAUGCUCAAUUGGCAUCGACGCUGUCCCGAGAUCAAUCGAACAGCGCGAAUGGCUAUUCACCUUUCUCGCGGAUGGGGAAAAAGGGAACUGAAUAUUGGAAGCGGUAUCCGUUGGUAACGGCUGAAAAUAUUCGAGAAUGGCAGCAAGAUUGCACUCAGGAGAUGUCUGGUUCGACUGGUGAGCAGGACAGAGUCCAUUCUGAGCCAUCAACGAGUACUGCGAUUAGCACACACGCGCAAAGAUACGAACCAAAUCAGGGCGACGCUGGUGCUCGUGGUCGUUACGAUGAUUCCCUAGAAUUCGAGUCCAGAAUGGCUCCACCCGAGGCGUCUCACUCUGUGCAUACAGCUGCAUCUCCACCCCUACGUCUGCAAGAAAAUGCAAGCACGGGCCAGUCUAGGAAACGUCAAAGAAGUGCAGGAAUGAAUGAAUCCUGCAUACUGAACUCUCCGAGUCAAUCACCCCCGGUAGAAGCUCAUCAUACAUCACAAAAGCCCAGCUUAUGGACCGGGGCUCCGCCAAUCAAAUUCCAGAAACAAUUUUUGUGGUGA